This is a messenger RNA of Porites evermanni, 2134 nucleotides long. The record is from the annotation of a GenBank genome assembly. Lineage: Eukaryota; Metazoa; Cnidaria; Anthozoa; Scleractinia; Poritidae.
AUGUCUUUUACAGGUACAGAGACAGAUUUCUUUGCCGAGAUUCGAGGCUGCCGGUGCUUGGCCAAUUAUCACCGUAGCCAUAUGUUUCAGGAAUGUCAAAAAUGCGGACAAGGGCUGGAAUGCAAGGAUGAUUAUGCAACCUUGAAACCCGGAUAUUGGUGGAACUGGAGAAACGAGUCUUUUAAGGAUCGUUACCAGAAUUUCAUAAAAAAUCUUUUGACAUCUACACAAGCAUUAGGGGAGGCUGAUGUACAAUAUCCUCACCCAAUACCCACGCCCUACAGAUGUCCACUGGAAGACUCCUGUGAAGGUGGGUUGGAUUCUCCUUGCAAGAUUGGUUACAAAGGCCCACUUUGCAGUGUCUGCAGUUCUGGCUAUUACAAACAGUUACACACAUGCCAAAGAUGUCCAACCAAGACGUGGAUAGCUGGGCAGUUGGUUAUAAUUGUUGUGAUCAUCAUGAUAAUCAUUGCAUUAUCAGUAUGGAAAAGUAAAACAAAAUACGGAAAAAAUGAGGGACAACGAUCAGUGAUAGACACCUUUUUGUCCAAGAUCAAAAUCGCUAUUGGCUUUUAUCAGGUUACUUACGGUUUAUUGGAAGCCUUCUCGUACGUAUCAUGGCCAGAUUCACUUCAAUUAGUCAGCAGGUAUUCAGCCAUACUACAGUUGAACAUUCUUCAAAUAGCGCCAGUUCAUUGCCUUUCUGAUGGACUGCGUGUCGACGCUUUCGGAAACCUGAUUACCAUUAUGGCAAUAAAUGCUUGUUUUGUUGGCUUUGCAGGGAUGGUGUAUAUUUUACGUAAAAAUAUCAUUUUGAGAAAUCAACGCCUUAAAGCCGAUGAAAAGUCGAGUAAAGUUAUCGCGCUAAAAGAAGCAGUUUAUAGAAAUCUGUUCUUUGUCCUGUACGUGACUUACCUGAACACAUGCUCAAAUACCGCCUCAGUUCUCCCAAUUUCUUGCCGAAGUCUUUGCCAAGACAAAGAAGAAGAGACAUGUUCAAAAUAUCUAAAAGCAGAUUACAGCGUACAGUGUAGUAAUUCAAGGUUCAACUAUCUGGUACUAACUGCCUACAUUUCAGUUGUCUACAUCAUCGCUUUGCCUAUUGCAAGUUUUGUCGCCCUUUGGAGGCAUCAAACAUUAGAAAACUCCGCGGAAGACGAAACUAACGAAAUAGUAAAUGGGUUGCGCUUUCUCUUCGAGAACUACAAACCUCGUUCCUGGUAUUGGGAGCUGAUUGAGAUGUCUCGCAAAGUUAUCGUUACAUCCGGUCUUGUCCUCUUGGGAAGCGGAACCAGGUCAUACAUUGGUUUGACAUGGGUCGUUGGAGGAAUGUAUGGGGUUCUUUUCGCCUGGGUCCAGCCCAUAAAAGACGGAUUUGAGAACUGCCUAAUGGUGACAUCUCUUGCACUGACCGUUGUUAACUUGGGAAUUGGAGCUGUGAGUAGGAUUCCGGAAGAAAACAUACCCAUCUCAAACGACGCCUAUAUGGAUGGGGUUAUUUUCAACUUAAUGGUUCUUGUAGCAAACGCCUUGGUCCUGGGGCUUCUGUUAUGUAAGAUGUUGUUUCCAUUAUUAUUUUUUUCCGCUUUUACUGUACCAGUCGUUUGUACGUAGUGGCACUGAAUUAAACACUGAGGACUUCACUAAUAGCCUUUAAAACUGGCACUUAACCUUUGCUUUGCCUGGAAUAAAACAAACUAAGUUAGUAAUAUUCAAAUACUUUGAGUUGUCAGUUGUUUACAUCAUAAAACAACUUCAGUUGGGAAUUUUUUGUUACCGCAGUGAAAAGGCAGUUAUAGGUUAUAGGCAAUUUACAAAGAUUUAAGAAAUUCACACCUGAAAUAUAUGUUUUCUUUCUACUUUACUGCUAGUUAACUACGCAGCACAUGUAUAUGGCUAUGUGAAUGAAUGGCGCAAAAAUCCUCAGUGGUCCUUUUCUUGCUGUUUGGCUCUAGUCCUUCCCCUAAUUGCUUUACCGGGAGAAAUUAGUAGUUUGUCAAAAACGAACAUCCUACGCACCCAGCUUGAUUCGGGGCAGAUGGAGUUGGGCACUCUAACAGAUGCCGUGAAAAAUUGUGGCGUGAUUGAAGUCACUCUUGGAGAAGAUGAAGACAAAGAGGAAGAUGAAGAAGAA